UUAUUUUUUUGUCAAGAGAAACAAAAAUUAAUUUUCAUUUUGUAACAAUAAUAAUCUGGGAGAGUGAGUGUAUGGAGAAGGUAGUGACAAUGGAAUCAUCAACAACAACAACGGCUACUGAUCUAGAAGACGACGAAUCAUCAACCCUAUUGGAUCUCACCAGUUACCAGCUUCACGAUCUCGACUCAGUCGAAUUACCUUCUAACCUCACCGAGUUAGACCUCACCGCCAAUCGUUUAUCCACUCUCGACCCUCGCAUCGCCCAACUCUCCGAUCUCAAAAAUCUCUCUCUCCGUCAAAACCUAAUCACCGACGCCGCCGUUGUUCCUCUCUCUUCCUGGAACACCCUCUCUUCUCUCGAGGAAUUGGUGUUGCGUGAUAAUCAAUUAAAGAAUAUUCCUGAUGUAAGCAUAUUUAAGAAGCUUUUGGUUUUUGAUGUGUCUUUCAACGAAAUCGCUUCGUUACAUGGUGUGUCUAGGGUUUGCAACACGCUCAAAGAGCUUUAUGUGUCAAAAAAUGAAGUUACCAAAAUUGAGGAGAUUGAACAUUUUCAUCAAUUGCAGAUUUUGGAACUCGGAUCCAACAAAUUACGGGUGAUGGAGAAUUUGCAGACCCUGGUGAAUUUGCAAGAGUUAUGGCUUGGACGUAAUCGAAUUAAAGUUGUGAAUCUAUGUGGUUUGAAAUGCAUUAAGAAGAUUAGUUUGCAAAGCAAUCGUCUUACUUCGAUGAUAGGAUUUGAGGGUUGCAUAGCUCUAGAAGAACUAUACUUGAGCCACAAUGGUAUCACAAAAAUGGAAGGCUUGUCAUCUUUAGCCAAUCUCCGGGUUUUAGAUGUAUCAUCAAAUAAGCUAACCUCUGUGGAUGACAUUCAUAACCUAACACAAUUAGAAGAUUUGUGGCUUAAUGACAACCAAAUAGAAUCACUCGAAGGAUUUGCUGAGGCUGUCGCUGGUUCAAGAGAGAAGCUUACCACAAUCUACCUAGAAAAUAACCUUUGUGCUAAGUCACCCAACUAUACUGCCAUCUUAAGGGAAGUCUUUCCCAACAUUCAACAAAUCGAUUCUGAUGUAUUUUCUUAAAAGUAUCUUGGCUCCAUCUUUUCUGAUAAAACAAUAGCUUUGAAGUAUUGACUUUUCAUAUCUAUUUGUAAGUUUUAUAUAGAUCUUUGCACGCUUUAAUCUCUGUUUUAGGUUGCACUUCAAUUAAUUUCUGCAAAAUCUGCCAUGCAUGCAGAUUUCAUUUUGGGAGAGCAAUGAAGGGAUGUGAUUAUAAAACCACCGGAGAAUAUUAUGUGGUCUAACCAUUGCUUACCAAUCCAAUGAAUAUAUAUACUUGUUGCAUGUUUCUUGUUUUGUAGCCAACACUAUGUAUUAAUUAUGUCCUAUCGGCAACCAAUUUUUGAAGUAAGCCAUUCUUGUGCUGUCUUAAUGCUAUUUGCUCUUGCUCUUUAA
Molecule: messenger RNA, 1451 nt
Organism: Medicago truncatula (barrel medic)
Lineage: Eukaryota; Viridiplantae; Streptophyta; Magnoliopsida; Fabales; Fabaceae
Product: protein phosphatase 1 regulatory inhibitor subunit PPP1R7 homolog
Exons: 6
Coding region: 72-1079 (335 amino acids)
Cellular component (GO): cytoplasm
Molecular function (GO): protein binding
Source: RefSeq, a predicted model, not a curated record